Molecule: messenger RNA, 2398 nt
Organism: Athene cunicularia (burrowing owl)
Lineage: Eukaryota; Metazoa; Chordata; Aves; Strigiformes; Strigidae
Gene: SPATA18
Product: spermatogenesis associated 18
Exons: 12
Coding region: 1-1317 (438 amino acids)
Biological process (GO): mitophagy by internal vacuole formation; mitochondrial protein catabolic process
Cellular component (GO): mitochondrial outer membrane
Source: RefSeq, a predicted model, not a curated record
AUGAUAAAGAUAUGUAUUCUAGCAGAUGCAAUAAAUUCCUGUGAUCAGAAUCUGAACCGAUGCUGUGAAAUAAUAGAGUUAAACUCUGAGAUUCAAGGGCAGCUCUUCACAAUCCUCAAUGAAACAUCUCGAGAAGGUGGGCAUUAUGCAGGUGUGGAAACAAUAAAAACUCGUCUCCUACCAUGGCUAGCGACUUGUUUUUCCCGUGCUACUUCAGGAAGGCUCUCUGAAACCAACCUCUCUCUCACUCAGGAUUCAACUGAGGAAGAGAGGCAGCUGAAAGAGCUGGCCAGCAAUCAGACUUUUCAACUUCAAGAGCUGCAGGAAGAACUGACUUCAACUCGUCUACAGCUUGACCAUGUGGAACAAGAUCUGAAGACUUCCCGUGCUCAAGAGGAGGACGCCCUGAGGAAGUUAGAUCGUCUGAAUGAUUAUGAGCAGCAGAUUCAAAUACUGCGGGAUGAGAUUUCUAUCCUGGAUGCCCAAAAGUCUGUUCUGCAGAGCAGGCUUGCACGGAGCUGCUCUCCUUUCCCAAGGCACAGGGAGAACAAGUCAUCACCCCCGAGGAGCUGCUCACCUGGCCGAGCCAGGCGUACAAAUGCUUCACGUCGCGCCUGCUUGAUAGCUCGUUUUGGUGACAUUUAUGCUCAGGAACGCUUGGAUGCAGAGACCCUUUUGAGGACGUAUGUCAGUGACAUGGAAAUGGUACAGAGGAUAAUAUACAUUGCAGCUGUGGAGUCUUUUCAUGCAGCAAAGAUGGCCUACAGGCAGCUCAAAAUACGUGUAAGAGAUACUCUGUCUCUAGGUCACUCGGGGCCCGAGUCACUUGAAGACACUGUCCUGGAUUAUAUAGUUCGUCAUGAGGAUCUGUAUGAUGUUCAAGCCAGUGUCAAUGAAGUAAUUCGCUCCAUGAACAUCAACCCAAAGAUUUCAUUUCCACCAGAAAUUGAUUUCAUUGUAAUCAGCACUUUGAUUCGAGAGUUGUGCCGUAUGGCUUUUUCAAUGCAGACACUCACUCCUCCUCUCGAUAUUGCCUUUGGUACUGAUAGAGAACUUUUCAGUGAGACCAAGUACCAUCGUAGUUUUGACUCUGAUUUCACAGCUGUCUUGGUGGCCUAUCAUGUAUGGCCUGCUCUGAUGGAAAAUGAUAAUGUAAUUGUGAAGGGAGAGGCAGUCACAAAAAGAGGAACUCUGUGGUCUCGCAGAAGUAGAACUAGAAGCAGAAGCCCCAGCCGUAGCACCAGUCCACUUCUAUCUCAUCAUUUGUCUCGAAGCCGCAGCCUCUCACCACUCAGGCGCAUAAGACCAAGGCAUUAACUGAACAUGUUCCUGUUGUGAUUCAGUACAUCCGGAUCCAAUGACUUCACUGGUGCCUUUUCAAGAAUACCUCAAAUCUUGCAAUAAUGUGAAUGGCAACUGUCACUCCAAAUGGCGUUUAUGUUCAGUGUGGCUUUUAGAAUUAUAGAAAGCUUAUUUAUAAUUUUAGAAACUAAUUUAACCCUUCUGAUUUAGAAAAAAAAAGUGGAUACAAUACAGGAUCAUACUCAUUUGGCAAAAUUUGCAGAGCACUGAGGAAUUCAUGCUGUAAUCCUGCAGGUGGAGAUGGAAUGAUUGCAUGUAGAAUUUUUUCCACAGAUACCAAACGAUACAGUUUAUCUUGAUAGGAUGUUUCAUAUAACCUAAAUGGCAAAUAUUGCAGAAUGUUGAGGUUAGCUGUUACUUAAAAACAAUUUCAUUAAUUGGUGCUUAUUUACAAUUCUAGAAAAUGUCAAUAAUCUUAGGAUGUGCCAGUCUCACACAGCAUCAUUUUAAAUAUGACCUUGUGGUAAACUGAAUUUUCUAACUACAAUGCUGAAGUUGCACAGAACAGUCAUAAACUACCAAUACUCCAGCAACCUCCAGGACUUCAUUGACAUUUAUCUGUGAAAGCAUGGGUAUGUGCUUUAGCAAGACAGUAAUAGUCCUUGUUAAAUACAGUUACUUAGAAAUGAAUAUAAUGAAAAUUUGUAGUUUGGAACUUAGAGUAUUUUGAAAGCGUACCACUGACUAUUUGUAGGCUUGAAAUAUUUACUUCAGGUGGCCUAUUUGGUAUCACUUUUAGUGGGCCUUCAUACUAGACUGGUAGAUUAGUAAUUCUUGUGAAUACAGUGAAAAAAACCUGUCCAGUUAUCUCCUACAGUGGGCGUUAUUACAUUUUAAGUGUAAAAAUUAGAGACCUGAAGAGAUUUUAUUCUGGAACUUAUAGUUUGUUCGCCUUGUAGAUAUUUAUUUAAUAUCAGCAUUUCUGUCUUUGAGAGGACUGAUGAUGUCUUUCUCUCAGAACCUCAUCUGUAAGGCCAGCCUUAAAUAGAAGCCACACAAGUGACAGCUUGGGGCCUUGUGCUUUUACAUAGAUACA